This is a messenger RNA of Paecilomyces variotii, 501 nucleotides long. RefSeq lists its product as hypothetical. Lineage: Eukaryota; Fungi; Ascomycota; Eurotiomycetes; Eurotiales; Thermoascaceae. The record is from RefSeq and is a predicted model, not a curated record. The coding region runs from base 125 to 454 and encodes 109 amino acids. The transcript is spliced from 3 exons.
GGUGCCGUGGUUGUAAUUGUCUUUCGCUCCGAUAAUCACAACUGGAAUAAUUCUAUUAACCUUUUGUUUACGUUGAUCCCUAUCUUAUCCCCAGUAUAUAUUGUUAGCUCAUCCCUCAGUCAUUAUGGCAAAUCAGAACACACGAAACGAUCAGUAUAGGGCUGCAGAUAUUAUUAAUGUGGGCCACUGGGCUGGAUUCAAUCUCGCUUCCAUCCGCCAACAGUUUGGUGUGGUUUUGGCGCAAGCACGGAUCGCAGACGAAUUAGUAAAUCCCUUUCCUCCUCGGCCAAUCAACUUGGAAACUGCUGUUCGAUCCUGUAUCGACGCUUAUCUGACUAACUGGAUAACAUGUGUAUUUCGCUGUGGCUUUGUGCCGAACCGCGUCCCAGGCGAUAUUAAACCCUUAUACAAGUGGUCACUUGCUCAAAGAAACGGGCCCCGUCCUAGUGUUUAAAAUGAAUUUAAGCAGGUCUUGUCUCAAGUUAAUUUCUAUAUGAAACA